Oncorhynchus masou masou (cherry salmon) is the source of this 3215-nucleotide messenger RNA. It is a transcript of the gene ddx23, whose product is annotated as DEAD (Asp-Glu-Ala-Asp) box polypeptide 23. The coding region runs from base 105 to 2552 and encodes 815 amino acids. The transcript is spliced from 17 exons. The record is from RefSeq and is a predicted model, not a curated record. Gene Ontology annotation, biological process: mRNA splicing, via spliceosome. Gene Ontology annotation, molecular function: ATP binding; RNA binding; RNA helicase activity. Gene Ontology annotation, cellular component: catalytic step 2 spliceosome. NCBI's taxonomy places the organism in Eukaryota, Metazoa, Chordata, Actinopteri, Salmoniformes, Salmonidae.
AUUACCAGACUCAGAAUCCGCUGUUCUUUUCAUUUGUGGCGUCGUGCAACAUGGCGGCUUGGUAAAACGAAGAUAGUUCGUAAGCAUCUUGUUUUUAAGAGACCAUGAUGGCUGGUGAUCCAACCGACAAGAACAAUGCAGCAGAGACCUCAGGAGUCAAGGAUAAGGAUCGGGAGCGGAAACGCAGUCGCUCACGAGAGCGUGAACGCAAAGGCUCCCCGUCCAAGGACCGGAAACCUCGCCAACGCUCUCGUGAACGUAACCGAUCCAAAUCUGCAGAAAGAGAUCGCCGUCUGAAGGACAAGGAGAGAGAAAAGGAGCACGACCGGGACAAGAACCGAGAGAGGGGUCGCAAGGACCGCGAUAAGGACGGUCACCGCAGAGACAAAGACUGCAGCAAGAAAUCCAGAAGCGUCUCCCCCAAGUCCAAGGAUAGGAUAAAGAGGGAGAAGGAUUUGAAGAAAGAGGAGGACGAGGAAGAUGAGAAAAAGAAGAAAAGCAAGGUCCAGCCACUGUCUCUAGAGGAACUUCUAGCCAAGAAGAAGGCAGAGGAGGAGGCGGAGGCAAAGCCCAAGUUCCUGUCCAAGGCGGAGCGCGAGGCGGAGGCUCUGAAAAGGAGGCAGCAGCAGACUGAGGAGAGGAAGAAGACUAUCGAUGAGGACCGGAAGAAGAGGAGGAUGUUCCAGGACAUCGGGAGGAAGAUGAUGGAGGACCCCCAGGAGAGGGACAGACGAGAACGGAGAGAGCGAAUGGAGCGGGAGAACAACGGGGACCAAGCGGAUGACGGAAGACAGAAGAUCAGAGAGGAGAAGGAUAAGGGCAAGGAGCUCCAGGCCAUCAAGGAGCGUUACCUGGGCGGGACUAAGAAGCGCCGGCGGACACGUCACUUGAACGACAGGAAGUUUGUCUUUGAGUGGGAUGCCUCUGAAGACACGUCUACCGACUACAACCCCAUUUAUAAGGAGAAGCACCAGGUCCAGCUGUAUGGCCGGGGCUUCAUCGCUGGGAUCGACCUCAAGCAACAGAAGAAAGACCAGUCCCAUUUCUACGUGGACAUGAUGGAGACGAGACGCACACUGGAGGAGAAGGAGCAGGAGGAGGUGCGACUGAAGAAGGUUCAUAAGAAGGAGGCCAAGCAGCGUUGGGAUGACAGGCACUGGUCGCAGAAGAAGCUGGAGGAGAUGGCGGACAGGGACUGGCGUAUCUUCAGGGAGGAUUACAGUAUCACCACCAAGGGUGGCAAGAUCCCCCACCCCAUCAGGAACUGGAAGGAGUACAACCUGCCCCCACACAUUGUGGAGGUCAUCGACAACUGUGGCUACAAGGAUCCAACGCCUAUCCAGAGACAAGCCAUCCCCAUUGGCUUACAGAACCGCGACAUCAUCGGCGUGGCUGAGACGGGCAGCGGUAAAACGGCUGCCUUCCUCAUCCCCCUAUUGGUCUGGAUCACGACCCUGCCUAAGGAUGAAAGGAUUGAGGACUCGGACCAGGGUCCGUAUGCAGUGAUCCUGGCCCCCACCCGUGAGCUGGCGCAACAGAUCGAGGAGGAGACCCUUAAGUUUGGGAAACCUCUGGGUAUCCGCACCGUGGCUGUCAUUGGAGGGAUCUCCAGGGAGGACCAGGGAUUCCGCCUCCGGAUGGGCUGCGAGAUAGUGAUAGCCACCCCAGGUCGUCUGAUAGACGUGUUGGAGAACAGAUACCUGGUCCUGGGCCGCUGUACCUACGUGGUACUGGACGAGGCUGACCGCAUGAUAGACAUGGGCUUCGAGCCUGACGUCCAGAAGAUCCUGGAGUACAUCCCUGUGACCAAUCAGAAACCAGACACGGACGAAGCAGAGGACCCCGAGAAAAUGAAGAUGAACUUCGAGAUGGGAAAACACAAGUACAGACAGACGGUCAUGUUCACAGCUACCAUGCCCGCGGCGGUAGAGCGGUUGGCCCGUAACUACCUGCGUCGUCCGGCCGUGGUGUACAUCGGUUCAGCUGGUAAACCCCACGAGAGAGUGGAACAGAAGGUCCUGCUCAUGGGAGAGGGAGAGAAGAGGAAGAGGCUGCUGGAUGUUUUGGCGCGCGGGUUCGAGCCGCCCAUCAUCAUCUUCGUCAACCAGAAGAAGGGUGUCGACGUGCUGGCCAAGUCUCUGGAGAAGAUGGGGUACAAUGCUUGCACGUUGCACGGUGGCAAGGGCCAGGAACAGAGAGAAUUUGCUCUGUCCAACCUGAAGGCUGGAGCCAAGGACAUCCUGGUGGCCACCGACGUGGCUGGGAGAGGUAUCGACAUCCACGACGUCUCCAUGGUGCUCAACUACGACAUGGCCAAGAACAUCGAGGACUACAUCCAUCGUAUCGGUCGUACGGGUCGCGCUGGGAAGAGCGGCGUGGCGCUGACCUUCCUCACCAAGGAGGACUCGUCAGUGUUCUACGACCUGAAGCAGGCCUUCCUGGAGAGCCCCGUGUCCACCUGCCCCCCCGAGCUGUCCAACCACCCCGACGCCCAGCACAAGCCUGGUACCAUCCUCACCAAGAAGAGACGCGAGGAGACCAUCUUCGCCUGAUGUGCCAGAUCACGUUAAAGGGUUACGCCGCCCUAGGACCUGCCACCACACACACUGGGUUUUCACUCGUUUUAAUCAUCUGUUUUUGCAGUCUCUCAACACCUACGGUAUCCCCCCCAACCUUCCUUCCUGUGUCUUCUGUUCUUUUCUCAUUUUCUUUCUCUUUCUCAGUCUUGCCACUCUCUUCAGUCCUCCUUUCUCAUUCCUCCAUUGUUAGGCUUCCCCUUCUAUAGCCCGGCUACUGUACGAAAUGUUAGGCUGAUGGAAGGGCCUGGGGGUUCAUAUUCUGGUUUAGGAAAAGGUUUUGGUUUUUGCUCCAGGAGAAUACAGGGCCUCUUGGUCUGUGUGGGGAAGGGACGUUAAUGGAAGGUCAUGUGAGCGCCAAACCUACACUUAUUUCAAAGAGCCCCAAAAGGCCAAGACAGAAAUGUUGUAGUGUGAUUGUGUAUUAUUAUUUUUUUUAAAUUGGAGUUAGCCCUGUUGUGACAAGUUUUAAAAUUGUGUAAGAAGACCAAUACAUUGAAUACCUUUUGUCUCCCAGAGAAACAUGGUCGAUGUGGUGUUUGUUUCUUUCAUCAGUCAGCUGGUUAUGAUGAGUAUUUUGGAAUGUGACGUUUGCUACGUUGAAUUCUAUGAAGUGAAUAAAACCCAACUUUUGACUGA